Messenger RNA from Mirounga angustirostris (Northern elephant seal), 4528 nucleotides. RefSeq names its product germ cell associated 1 (gene GSG1). The transcript has 7 exons. Lineage: Eukaryota; Metazoa; Chordata; Mammalia; Carnivora; Phocidae. Gene Ontology annotation, cellular component: plasma membrane. The record is from RefSeq and is a predicted model, not a curated record. The coding region runs from base 2618 to 3718 and encodes 366 amino acids.
UAGAUUUGUAAUACAGGUUAUACAAAUGCACCGCUUUAUUUCACAUGUUCACGGUAAGGAACUGGAGAACACACUGUAGGAUUAUACAAAAGGGAAUAGAAAUCUGUUACUCAAGCCCCAUUUUUAUUGAUAAACCUGGUGAUGUCCAAACCUCGACCUUCUGUUUUCAUCUUCUUCCACUAACCUUUCAUUUCCUCCUCGUUUGCCUCUUCAUCUGACUUUUCCUUGCUGCUCCCAGGACUGCUUAGAACCCUCUAGUUCUCCUUUCUCCCCUCCCAUCUGUAUGAUUCCUGUUGCCAAAAUCUGGUUCCUGGUAAAAGACCCCGUGGCUGGGGCAACCCCAGAGCUGUGUAUGAUUCUAAUGAACUGAAAGAGCAGAUAUUAAGUUCUCUGCCAGACAAAGGUGAGGCACCCCCAGGGUCCUGCCGGUAGCCAGCUCUGAUCUGGAAUCUACUGGAACUAGGGAGGACACAACCUCAGUUGUGCUCGUUCCCCUUUCUGGUCUUAGAGAAUCUGGGAGAAUCUGCAGGGAUCCUUCCAGAUCCAGAAAGACCCUCAGUCAGCAAAAGAUGUUUGGCUUGUUUAGAACCCACAUCUGGAAAUGACUUGCCUCUCAUCUGAGAUAGUUGAGAACGGCCAACUUUCAGCCCAAAGGGUUACUAGAAAAGCAAAUGUUGUUCAUUUCUCGCACUUCUUGCCUUUCUCCGGAGAGAAAAAUGAAGCUUACAAUUAGGCGGGGAAAUAAAACACACAAGCACGCACUCACGCACACAGAGCAACGUGGCGUGCUGUUCAUUGUCUAGAUGCUAGGGAUCCCAGGAGACAGGAUAGCACCCAAAGUGAAUAGAUCACAAAUAGGAGAACCCACAGAAAUGGGUAAGAACGUGAUAGAAAAAGCCAAGCAUAGUAAAUUUUAUUUUUUUAUUGUUGAUUUAGGAGGAGAGACAGAGGGAAUAUGGGAGGGUUUAUCAGUGUAUAUCUGAAGUAUAAAACACACCUAAUCCUUUGCGCCGUUCUGUGUGAGUUUCCAUAAUCUGACCCGCAAUCCCUGCCUUUUGCUGAAGUGUGUGCACCUCCCCUUUCCUGACUGGCAGCCUGGGGGUGAAUCAAGAGGUUUUGAAUAGAGACUCCAGCCUUUGCGAGCCUCGUGGCCUUGAGCGAGUCAAACGCUCCUCAGAACAGAGUCGCCACCCCUCCUGAGGCUGACUGUGAGGGCGGCCUCAAGAGCCUAGCAAGGCGUCUGGAACACGGCCCCUUCCCUCCCCCCUUCCUUUCCACUUUCCCCGCUGCCUCCUGGUCUUCACAGCAGAACUGUGAAGGACUACUUUCUCCUAAUUUACUCCUGAAUCACUCAGUUUGUUCAGCUCCUUACUUGUUAAGGUGAAGUGGCAACUUCCAAGCUCUUUACCUGCGGAACCGGAAACCAGAAGUCCAUCCCUGGCAAUUUACAAAGAGCCUUCUAAAAUUACAGAUUCCCGGGCCUCACCCCUGCGGUGGAAUCUCGGGACGGGGCCCAAGAAUCUGAAUAUUUUCCAAAGUUUCAAAGACUGUUGUGAGGCUCAGUGGCGGAACUGGGAACUGCUGCUCCAGUAAAGGAGAGACCUCUGAGGACUUACAACCCAGACAGCUAUCAUGAAAUAGAGAAAGUAUUACGAGAGGGGUACAGUAUGGAAGGACAGAGAGAGAGAACUGUUCUCUGGGAGAAAAGAAACAUUUCCAAAGGAUGAGUGACUUUUACACUAGUCUUGAUGAGAGGCAGAUCACCAGAUAAAGAGACUGAAGACAUUCCAGGUAUAAGGAAGAGCAUCUGCAAAGGCACAGAGGACGGUCCCAGUAUUCCAUUGAAGGGACGUUGUAAUAAUCCUUACGAUGCUGACUGGAAGGUGGAGACCACCCAUGACACAAGGAAGCAAUUUCAAACCCAUGGCUCUAUGAGGCCCUGACACUGCAGAUAAUAACUUAUUAAAAGGAUGAAGGGGCACCUGGGUGGCUCAGUUGGUUAAGAAUUGGCCUUCGGCUCAGGUCACGAUCCCGGGGUCCUGGGAUCGAGCCCCGCAUCGGGCUCCCUGCUCCUCCCCUUGGCUUGUCCUCUCUGGCUCACUCUCUCAAAUGAAUAAAUUUAAAAAUCUUUAAAAAAUCUUAAAAAAAAAAAAAAGGGAUGGAAACCCCUACACAAAGUAAUGGUAACCCUGUAAUAUUUUCUGUAUCUGCCAUAAAAUCAAGCCCACCCCAUUCACACCAGUUUCCUAGGGAAUGGCAGUUAGGUGGAAACUGAAUCUUCACUUAACUUUUUAGAGAAACUUCCUCUGUAAAUACAGGUCCUUGCUUCUUUGUGUUUAAUCCCUGAUCCCCAUUGGCAAGCUCUCCUGUGUAAUCUUCCAGAACAGCUGGGCCAUGAUUGCAUUGUCAAUUAUUAAAUGCCCAAGUUCCUUGCAAGGCAGCAUUUAAUCAUGAGGCACUCCAAAAAAAAUAGGAGAUAGAAGAGGAGGGACAGGAAGGGAGGCAGGAGGGUGGGAAGGCAGUUUCAUUCUGUCAACAUUAAACCAAGGGGAUUUGGGGCACAGAUGUCAUCCUACAGUCCUUCCUGACAAGCUGCAAGACGCUGACCGCGGCCAAGAUGGAACUCCCGAAGGGCUCCUCUGGCCAACGGACAUUCCUAUCUGCCCUCCUCAACAUGCUAUCACUCAGCCUCUCCACAACAUCCCUGCUCAGCAACAGCUGGUUUGUGGGCACACAGAAGGUGCCCAAGCCCGUGUGCGGAAAAGGUCUGGCAACCGAGUGCUCUGACAUGCCGGUGCCCUUGGAUGGGAGCAGCACCAACACAUCUUCCCAGGAGGUGGUGCAAUACAGCUGGGAGGCUGGGGAUGACCGCUUCUCCUUCCAUACCUUCUGGAGUGGCAUGUGGCUAUCCUGUGAGGAAACUGUGGAAGAACCAGGGGAGAGGUGCCGAACUUUCAAUGAACUCACACCACCAACCCAGAGAGGUGAGAAAGGACUACUGGAGUUUGCCACGUUGCAAGGCCCACGUCACCCCACUCUCCCAUUUGGAGGGAAGCGGUUGAUGGAGAAGGCUUUCCUCCCCCACCCUCCCUUGGGGCUUGUGGCAAAGAUCCUAUGGUUAUCAGUGGGAGCCCACUUCUCGUCCAUCGGACUUGAAUUCGUCAGCUUCCUCCUGCUACUAAUGGACCUGCUGUUCACCGGGAACCCAGGCUGCGGGCUCAAGCUGAGCGCCUUCGCUGCCAUUUCCUCCGUCCUGUCGGGCCUUCUGGGGAUGGUGGCCCAUAUGGUGUAUUCACAAGUCUUCCAGGCAACUGCCAACUUGGGUCCAGAAGACUGGAGGCCACAUGCUUGGAAUUAUGGCUGGGCCUUCUACACGGCCUGGCUUUCCUUCACCGGCUGCAUGGCAUCAGCGGUCACCACCUUCAACACAUACACCCAGCUGGUGCUGGAGUUCAAGUGCAAGCACAGUAGGAGCUUCCAAGGAAAGCUGCGUUGCCUGCCGCACCACCACCAGUGCUUCCUUGAGCAGCCGUCCUGUGCAGCCCCCACGGGCCAUCCCCUGACCAGCUACCACCAGCACCACCCUCAGCCCGUCCGCUCAGUCUCUGAAGGAGCUGACUUCUACUUAGGGCGACACCACAAGGGAUUUCAGCAAGAACCCAGCCAGAGGCUAAAGGAAGAGAUGGCUGGGUCAUCCGUAGAGGAAGAACUGUAUUAGAAGUAGUCAGGUUUAGAGGGCAGGCGGAACCCAACCUUCCAUGUUCAUUUGCUAUCAACAUGUACUGAAGCCAGAGUCUGUUUCUUGAGCAUGGUUUUCACAGGUUCAGGACAAGCCUAUCUAAAGUGCAGGUCCAAAGGGGUGCAUGCCAGGGCACCACUGCCCCUCUUCCUUCCCAGCGCUUUCCUUCCCUUCCCAUGUCUCGUUUCGCCACCCCCCCUCCCGUGUUCAGAAUCACCCCCUCUCCUUUACUGAUGGCUUGUUAUGCGCCACGUUCCGGGCUCAGCAGCGGAGACAAAAAAGAGAAGUAGAAUCCAGUUCCUGCCCUUUAGGGGCUUCUCCAUCUGGCCCUCUAUCUGGGAUUUGGAGGAAUGCAGGCGGACAACUCAACAGUCGUCCAUGGUGGCUCAGCCUUCCCUGGUGCACUUGACUUUUCCUAGAAGUCAUAGAAUGGAAGACAAAGAGGCCCUCCUGGGGCCGAUGUCCUCCACACUGCCUAUUACAGUGUCCCACACCCACAUGGUAGGGACCCAAUGGAAGUUUAAACAUUAAUCUAGAAGCCACCAGGGGACUAGUACACAUGAGAAGGCCCCCACAGCAUGCAGGGACAGGUCCACUUCCAGAAAUGGUCCACUGUAGUUAUUCGUAGGGGAUUUAUGGUAAGGGACACUUCCGCAAUGAACAAGGCCACGGCAUACACUCCCCUCUGGAUCCCCAACUCACCCACCCACCUGUUCUUCCUCUUUUCCAUAAGGGAAAACAAACCAUGGCGAUGGCUAAGAAGAAUGAGAAUGACACACAAGUGUGUUU